AUGUACACUCAAACUUUGCCUAUACAGUAUGGUAGUCAGAGCCGUUUGAACAAAGCUCUGGCGCAAAUUGUUGGAGACGGCAACUUUGCAAUCCAUGGGUAUGUUGAUAACCAAUGGUACUUCCAGACCUCGAGGUUAUUGAGUUCCGCCGAAAUCGCAGCGGUGAAAGUCAAGAUGAAAGGUCAUGCAAGUAGGAGGAGAUGA
Colletotrichum tamarilloi is the source of this 204-nucleotide messenger RNA. RefSeq lists its product as uncharacterized. The transcript is spliced from 3 exons. The coding region runs from base 1 to 204 and encodes 67 amino acids. The record is from RefSeq and is a predicted model, not a curated record. NCBI's taxonomy places the organism in Eukaryota, Fungi, Ascomycota, Sordariomycetes, Glomerellales, Glomerellaceae.